AUGGCCCUCGUCCGACGCCUCGUCCACUGCACUCGCCCGCAGUUGGCCAGAUCGUUCAUCACCCUUCCGGACCUCUCCUCACUCUCCCCGUUCUCUGGCCAAGACGGCAACAACCAAGGCUCGCAGGUGUAUCACGAGCGCAAGGUCUUUCCAUAUUCGCAAAGACAGCUGUACGAGCUCGUCGCCGACGCGUCUUCGUAUCCACGGUUCCUCCCGUUCUGUACCAAUGCGCGGGUGCUCAGUAAGAAGCCGCACCCGUCCGAUGCCGGGCACCUGAAUAUGGACGUCGAGCUCACCGUCGGCUUCCUGAACUUCACGGAGAGCUACAUCAGCAAAGUCACCCUUCGGCCUUAUGAGUCGGCCGUCGCUGCGUCAUCGACACCUGUCUUCAAGACGCUGGACACCAUCUGGCGCUUCCAGCCGGCGCCGCCCCAGUCGCCGCCUCCCGGAUCAAGGAUCUCUUCGAGCACAACUUCUACUGCGGCGGGGCCGACGCUUGUGACUCUGGACCUCAAGUUUGCCUUCGCAAGCCCCGUUCACGCGGCCGUCUCUGCGUCAGUCUUUGGUCAAGUCUCCAAGAUGAUGGUCCAAGCCUUCGAACAGCGGUGUCAAGAAAUCUACGGUCUGGAUGAAACAUAG
This is a messenger RNA of Epithele typhae, 639 nucleotides long. Its product is annotated as dehydrase and lipid transport-domain-containing protein. Lineage: Eukaryota; Fungi; Basidiomycota; Agaricomycetes; Polyporales; Epitheliaceae. The record is from RefSeq and is a predicted model, not a curated record. Bases 1 to 639 code for a protein of 212 amino acids. The transcript has 3 exons. Gene Ontology annotation, biological process: cellular respiration; ubiquinone biosynthetic process. Gene Ontology annotation, cellular component: mitochondrion. Gene Ontology annotation, molecular function: ubiquinone binding.